AUGGCGGCAUCAAUGCUGCUGGGAUUCUACGAGGUCAUGACCGCCGAUCACUUGAAGUGGAACAUGCAUUUGGCAGGCUCGAGGCAGUUGUUUGUGGAGACUGACUUCACCGGUAUGACUCGUGAAGUCCGACGUAUGAAGAUGGACAAGGCUGCUCGCCAAUUUCAUCAAGGAGACCAAAGCCAAUUCAGUCCAGGGGAGCCUUUAUCCCCAGAUGAUCUACUGGACCAGAUUCCUGACAUUGAUGAGACGCUCGUGAGCCAUUUCGUGGGUAAAGAAGUGCGAUAUGAUGAUCACGGUCGGAUCGAGCAUCACGGCGGCCUUCCACCGUCUGUGGAUUUGAACAAGUUUGAAAUCCUCAAAGACCUGUAUUGGUGGUACUGCAAGCAGGACGUAUACCAGAGUAUUGUCAGCGGGAACAAUUUGCUCAUGGAUUUCAGCAGAUGGUCUAACUGUCCGCCAAGAGCACCGCUCGGGAAGAUAGRCGCAGUCUACGGAACGUUUGACCACCUCGUUCUCUUACUCGGCCGAAUCGCAGACUUUUCCGCACGAGAUCGAGUCCGCAAGCUGAAACAGAUGGAGCUAAACGGUGGUCAUUGGCGGCCAGCUCCUGGAAUGAACAUCCCACGGCCGCCGCAGCCAUCUCCAUCACCUCCUGCAAACAUCCAACAGACAACGCCAAUGUUCUAUGGCAUGGCGCCUCCGCCGCGUCCGAAUGUACAAAUGCCUUCGUCCUACACGCCCAUGUACAACAGCAAUUCCACGCCGCAGACUUCCGGCCCAACGCAUUUGAUGGAGUAUGAUCUACACGCGGCUACCAAUAGUGCGCUGGAAGAGUAUGGUCGAAUACGAGCUGCYCUCCACACAUUUGCUACAAGCUUGGGUGAGACGUUCGAGCCUCUGACUUCCGAGUAUCAGGCUCCGUUAGACACUCCAUUUGGGCCAGCAAUUUUCUAUCGAUCGUACGAUAUUGGCUGUCUUUGGUCCAUCUACAACAUGGCCGUGAUCAUCGCCAUUCGAUCACACCCACACAUGCCGCCCGCGGCUCACAUGGCAGCCGCAGUAGCAGCGCAUGAAACCGCAUUCUUUGCGAACGAAAUUGGACGGAUCGCCGCGGGUAUUGCACCCGGACCUCCCGACGAACCUCUCAAUCCCAGUCWUGGUGCGACGCUGUGUGAAAGCUGCAUGCCUUCCUUCUUUGCAGCUGUGCAAUACCAGGACGCCCGACAACGUCACGAGACCGUAACGCGGAUAUUUAGUAUUGCGAGACGGACCGGGUGGGGUAGUGCAGAGCUCAUUGCGAAUGGAUGUGAGACUUCCUGGGUCAAGGCUGCGGCGAUGGGACGAGGACCACCGUAUCAGAGGAUUGCAAGGCCGUACUACAGCGAUGAUCCCAGAUUGAAUGGAAGCUGGGAGCAGCUUGAUCCAAAUGCGAUGCCUGAUAUCAAGGAUGAAAGGGAUCGCAGGUUGGUCAAGGUUAAUGAUAACGCGAGGCUCAAUUGGGCUAUUGGAGUGAUGGGGAUUGAGGACGAUGUGGAGGGUACACCUUCUCUUGGUGGGAUGAGACGGAUAUGA
Molecule: messenger RNA, 1575 nt
Organism: Ramularia collo-cygni
Lineage: Eukaryota; Fungi; Ascomycota; Dothideomycetes; Mycosphaerellales; Mycosphaerellaceae
Exons: 2
Coding region: 1-1575 (524 amino acids)
Biological process (GO): positive regulation of transcription by RNA polymerase II
Cellular component (GO): nucleus
Molecular function (GO): DNA-binding transcription factor activity; transcription cis-regulatory region binding
Source: RefSeq, a predicted model, not a curated record